Molecule: messenger RNA, 1488 nt
Organism: Aspergillus pseudonomiae
Lineage: Eukaryota; Fungi; Ascomycota; Eurotiomycetes; Eurotiales; Aspergillaceae
Gene: rfeF
Product: putative transcription factor RfeF
Exons: 4
Coding region: 221-1306 (361 amino acids)
Source: RefSeq, a predicted model, not a curated record
ACUAGUAGACUCAAACUGGGCUGAAAAAUUAUAAAAAAAAGCGGGUCUCAUGACGACGAACCCAAUCGUCAUCACGGGUCCCCUCAAUCUGUUUACUUCUCUCUCAGUUACGCAAUCUGUUAUUUGACCUGCUUCCAAGGCAUAGUUCCCUCUUGUACUGUGUUUCACUUCAUUUGAAUUCCCCGACGGUCACAAGUUACAGGAUUCAACAACAUCCACCAUGGGUUUUGCUUCCAAGAUUGCCGGCAGUCAAAACCCACAGAACAUGAGUGGUAACAGCUCGGGGCCACCUGGAGGAGCGCCUCCCACAGGCUACACGGGCGGUCCUCCUGCAGCGCUGCAACCUGGUGGUGGUGCUCCCAGUGGAUACAAUGCUUACCCAGGCUCUCCUGCUCCAUCCGGCAACUCGGGACCAGGAUAUCCUCCGCAGAGUGCACCUUAUCCCGGUGGUCCCGCGCGCGGAACACCUGGACCACCUGGACCACCUGGACCUCAAGGUGCUCCCUAUGGCCCUCCAGGAGGCGCGUCUCCCGCUCCUCGAGCCACCGAGCAGCAGGUAGCCGCCUAUCGCCAGCUUCUAAUUGGCACCAUCCAGGAGAAGAAUCUCCAAAACUUCUAUCCCCCCGAGAAGUUGAAUUUACUCGUCCAAGGUCUGGCCAACGAUGCACCGGCUAAAAUCAAUAAGAUCAUACAUGAAUGGGGAGUGCCGACAGAGGUAGCUACGGAUAUCAUUAAAUUGUCCCUCUUCGAUAUCAUUCUUUACGUAGAUGACAGUGGAUCUAUCGAAUUUGAAGAGAGAGGCGUGAGAAAAGAACAACUGAGGCAGAUUAUUGGCAUCGUUGCGACCGCCGCAUCUACCUUUGAUGAGGACGGCAUCUCGGUGCGUUUCAUGAACUCUAUGGAAAGAGGCGACGGCAUCCGUAAUGCGGAUGAUGUCAACAUGUUGGUCUCACGUGUCCGCUUCCAAGGGUUGACGCCGCUGGGGACAGGUCUGAAGAAUAAGGUUCUGGAUCCUCAGGUCGUGGGACCCGCCCGGGCAGGUCGCUUACAGAAGCCGGUACUUGUCAUUACCAUUACAGACGGACAGCCAGCCGGUGAACCUCUCGAUUGCGUGGCUAAUUCGAUUCGCUAUGCUGUUGACGAGGUAUCGCGAACCCCAUUUGGACGAGGUGCUGUUUCGUUCCAGUUCUCGCAGGUGGGCAACGAUGCCAAGGCACGUGAUUUCCUAUCCAGUUUGGAUGAGGACCCAAGCAUUGGAAAUUUGAUUGACUGCACUUCAAGUGGGUUGCUCAUACAUCUUCUGUAAAGUUAAUGGAGCUGUGCGCUAAUAACAUCCGGCAGACUUUGAGGUCGAGCAAGACGAGAUGUCUCGUGCCGUCCCCCCUGUGUAUUUGACUCGAGAGCUUUGGGUAAGUAGACACUACGCCAACAAAAGCCAGUGAAGACCGCAGACUAAGAAUUCAUAGUGUGCUAAAUUGAUGCUUGGUG